Molecule: messenger RNA, 975 nt
Organism: Parnassius apollo (apollo)
Lineage: Eukaryota; Metazoa; Arthropoda; Insecta; Lepidoptera; Papilionidae
Source: the annotation of a GenBank genome assembly
AUGAACGCUCAAGUGGUUGCGAAUCAAACAAAAUUAUCACUGCUCGCCACGCAUAACUUACCUAAUUCUGUUACUUUUGUAUAUAAAAACGUAGAAGAUCUAGAUUAUCAGUCAAAUUCCGCUAAAGCGAUGGGACGACAGACGGCUCUGGGGAUUUUAGUGUUAGUUGCAUCAACGGCGGCGGCACCAGCACCGUUUACAUUACCACCAUAUGCUGAGCCAUGUUACGACCCAGAACCAAGCCCCUGCUAUCCACCUGCCCAAACCUUUAUUCCACCAUGCCCAGAACCUUUAUCUGAACCACCUUGUUUAGAAACAAAUAACCCACCUUGCCCAUUACCACGUCCUUCGCAACCCGCAGACCCUAAUCUGCCACCACCAACUCCUGGUGGCAAUGGACCGAUUAGAGUCAUGAUAUCGAAGUCAAGCAUUCCUGAAAAAUUACGCUCAGCAGGUUUCCAAGCUGUUCAAGUACCAGGUGGAACAUUUUAUAUUACCCAUUCGCCUCCAGUACUCAUUCAGCCACCUUCCAUAUUAGUUAGACCAGCUCCACUUCGUCCGAUCACUCCUGCCGCUAUUACUGUGCAACCCCCGCAACAACCACCUAUAGUGCCACCACGUAUAGUUAUAAGGCCUGCACCUUUGCCCCCUAUAACACCCCCUCCUAUCUGCGUACGUCCACCUCGGCCUGCUCCAAUCCAACCGAAACCCGUUAUUGUAAGGCCACCGAAACCAGCACCAAUUCAACCGUCACCAAUCACUGUAACGCAGCCACAGCCUUCUCCAAUAAAUCCACCCCCAAUUGUCGUCCGACAACCUACACCGCCGACAGUCCAACCGCCAACAAUAUGCAUUCCCACGUCAGCUAUUUUCAAAGGCGAACCUAGUAUAAGGUAUCCAGUUAUACCUGAACCUUGCUCUGUUCCGUGUCCAGAUCCAUGUUCUUGUCCAUACUGUUCUAGCCCGUGCCCUUAA